AAAAGGUUAUGAUAAAGGCCUUGGCUAUAAGUGUUUUUUUUCCAUCCGUUUGUGAUUUAGAUCAGAUCGAUCCUUUGGUGAAGUUCCAACAGACCACGCUAGUGCGAAGGACGACGAUGGCCAUCCCCAAGGAGACCAUCAUGGGCGCCCUUUAUGUCCUGAUCGGGGCACUUCUUGGCGUCUGCAUAGUCUGGUGGAUCGAAUCAGAGGCCGCCGCGAGCAUAAGGAGGCGCAUGUGUCCGGGCUCGCAGCAUCGGAGGCCGGUGCCGGCGCGGGUCGUUGUGGAGGAGCCGCGGCAGCUGGCCUACUUCUUGUACCCCGACGAUGCAGAGGGCGGCCGAGGGACGGUCGGAGCGUCGGUUGUGGUGUGCGCGAUCUGCUUGGAGGCGCUGGUCGGCGGUGCGGAGUGCAGCGAGGUGCCGGCGUGCCACCACGUGUUCCACCGUGGCUGCCUUGCGCUGUGGAUCAAGAGCAAGGGCACCUGCCCGCUCUGCAGGGAGCAUGUCAUGCCGGGGCCAGAGCGCCCGUCAGCUACCGAUAACAUGGUUUAGCUUAACUAGCAAAAAGGAUUGUGCGUUGCAACAAAAGAAUUAACUACCAUACACCAUAGCCUAAUAAGCAUGGCUUAAUGGCUCAUGGAUAAACCCCUCCUCGUGUUAUU
Messenger RNA from Triticum aestivum (bread wheat), 661 nucleotides. Its product is annotated as RING-H2 finger protein ATL3-like. The transcript has a single exon. Gene Ontology annotation, molecular function: zinc ion binding. The record is from RefSeq and is a predicted model, not a curated record. Lineage: Eukaryota; Viridiplantae; Streptophyta; Magnoliopsida; Poales; Poaceae. Bases 9 to 551 code for a protein of 180 amino acids.